GGAAGAGGAAGAGGAAGAAGAAGAAGAAGAAGAAGAAGAAGAAGAAGAAGAAGAAGAAGAAAACUGCUAGAACUGUAUUGCUUGUUCGUGCAGCCGGCCUCCGUGUUGGUAAGAGGACUAACGUUGGGCACGCCUAUGUAGGGUAGCUGCUCUUGGUUCCAGAGCUGUGUGCGUGGGCCCGGAGGAGACAUCAACACUUGGAGGGGACUGGUGUGUGUUGCACGGUAAUUCAGGAUGGUGGACCAGCCUCUGUGGGAGCAGAUAGGAUCCAGCUUCGUGCAGCAUUAUUACCAGAUGUUUGACUCUGACAGAUCACAACUUGGAUCCAUAUAUAUCGAUACAUCAUGCCUUACAUGGGAAGGACAGCAGUUCCAGGGAAAAAGAGCAAUCGUUGAGAAACUCUCUAGUCUCCCCUUCACAAAAAUAGCGCAUAGUAUAACAGCGCAAGACCACCAGCCAACUCCAGACUGCUGCAUCUUGAGUAUGGUUGUAGGACAGCUAAAAGUAGAUGAUGACCCCAUCAUGGGUUUCCAUCAGAGUUUCAUUCUGAAGAACAUUAAUGAUGCAUGGGUGUGCACCAAUGACACGUUUAGGCUGGCUAUUCACAACUUUGGCUAACCCCUCCCCGCUCUGGUGGGCAGGGGCGGCCAUAGUGAAGGGCACCAAGUGAUGAAAUAUGGAGCGAGGAGAUGAGGAUGGAGAGAAGAGAGAACACUCAACCCUUCCUCCUGCUGUCUCAUUUCUGCCUGUUUGACAGACAAGCAAACACCAGAGUCUAGAUGUCAUUCACUGAACCUCAUCCAGGUGGGUUUUAAGACCACCCAGUCAGUAGAACUGCAACGUGUUCUUUGCUGAGAGCCAGCCGACCAAUCAGAUGCCCCUGUCUGCCACUCCGAUGAUCUGCAUGACGCUGGGAACCCCUUCAUUACAAUAUCUACAGUCAAGCCACCAAAAAAAAAACAAAAAAAACAGCUGACCGACGCCAUUAAACUCUUAACUCUGCUCUGCUCUCCACUCCUCUUUACUCUAUUCUAACUCAUUCUAUUCUACUGUUCACUCAAACGCUGUCAGCUCAGUUCUGUUAGCACUGUUGUUGACUGGUUUGUAGAUCCUUGUUCAGGUUCAGAGUCAGCUUUUUCACUCCUGACUUCUUGUGUUGUAAUUUGUUUUUAGGCACAACUUGUGUGUUGACUUUAGCUUGCCUUAGUGUGUUUGAGUUUUAUCUUCCUUCUACACAGUUGUUAACUUUGCCAUGAUUCAUUCUCAUGCUAGGUUUUGCUCUCGCAAACCAAAGAGUCAUGGAAAACAUAAAGUUUGACUUUGCUGUUUGAUCUUGCAUAUUCUCUUUCUCUCACACAAGUCUGGCAGUUAACAUGGACUACAGCCACGAUACACAAUAAAACCUGGACUUUUUUCUUAA
Monopterus albus (swamp eel) is the source of this 1420-nucleotide messenger RNA. It is a transcript of the gene nutf2, whose product is annotated as nuclear transport factor 2. The record is from RefSeq and is a predicted model, not a curated record. Lineage: Eukaryota; Metazoa; Chordata; Actinopteri; Synbranchiformes; Synbranchidae. The transcript has 6 exons. Gene Ontology annotation, biological process: nucleocytoplasmic transport. The coding region runs from base 235 to 618 and encodes 127 amino acids.